AUGCCUGGUCUACCCUCGAGUAUUGACCUCGACCAAUGCAUCGAACAACUUUACCGAAAACAGCUUCUCGCUGAGUCGCUCAUCGAGGCAAUAUGCGCCAAAGCCAAAGAAUUGCUGAUGAAAGAGAGCAAUGUCGUACAUAUAUCUGCACCCGUUACUGUCGUCGGCGACAUUCACGGCCAGUUCUUUGACAUGCUAGAGAUCUUCAAGAUCGGUGGCUACUGUCCUGAUACAAAUUACCUGUUUUUAGGCGAUUAUGUCGAUCGAGGCCUCUUCAGCGUCGAAACCAUUUCUUUACUCGUUUGUUUGAAGUUACGAUACCCCCAACGCGUGCAUUUGAUUCGAGGCAACCAUGAGUCUCGAGGCGUUACACAAUCAUAUGGCUUUUAUACGGAAUGUGCCCGAAAGUACGGUAAUGCCAACGUCUGGCACUAUUUCACCGACAUGUUCGACUUCCUGACCUUGAGUGUGGUCAUCAACGAUCAGAUCUUUUGUGUACAUGGAGGACUAAGUCCAAGUAUACAUUCGGUGGACCAGAUAAAGAUCAUUGAUCGAUUCAGAGAGAUACCACAUGAAGGACCCAUGGCUGAUCUAGUAUGGUCGGAUCCAGAUCCAGAAAGAGACGAGUUCAGUCUAUCUCCAAGAGGAGCAGGAUAUACAUUUGGAGGAGAUGUGGUCAAGAAGUUCUUGCAGGUCAACAGCAUGUCACACAUCCUUCGGGCACAUCAGCUUUGUCAAGAAGGUUACCAGAUCUUAUACGAUGACAGGCUUAGUACUGUGUGGAGCGCGCCAAAUUACUGCUAUAGAUGUGGUAAUCUAGCAUCGGUAUUGGAAGUUAGUGAUGCUGGCGAUCGGUUCUUCAACAUCUUUGAUGCAGCACCAGAGAACGACAUGCAUCGAGAACAACAGCAGAUGCAACAGCAACAACAGCAAGGAAAGGAUGGCAUGAAUCCGAUCGCUGACUACUUUCUGUGA
Lithohypha guttulata is the source of this 975-nucleotide messenger RNA. RefSeq names its product putative serine/threonine protein phosphatase (gene PPG1). Gene Ontology annotation, molecular function: protein serine/threonine phosphatase activity. The transcript is spliced from 3 exons. Gene Ontology annotation, cellular component: FAR/SIP/STRIPAK complex. Bases 1 to 975 code for a protein of 324 amino acids. NCBI's taxonomy places the organism in Eukaryota, Fungi, Ascomycota, Eurotiomycetes, Chaetothyriales, Trichomeriaceae. The record is from RefSeq and is a predicted model, not a curated record.